Somion occarium is the source of this 1514-nucleotide messenger RNA. The record is from the annotation of a GenBank genome assembly. NCBI's taxonomy places the organism in Eukaryota, Fungi, Basidiomycota, Agaricomycetes, Polyporales, Cerrenaceae.
GCUGUGUCUAAAUCUUGAAAAUACACUCUUACUCACAAGUGGCGGGUUCGGCCACUGAUUAUGUCAGGAAGCGGUCUCAGGCGGAUAUACUGCAUUAGUUAAACUGCCCAUAGUCUCUGACAUCUUGUCCGAGUCUCUGUCAACACCCCGAUGCAUGAUCUUACUCUCGUCCAAUCAACGAUUAUGAUGAUCGGAUGAGAGUGGGAAACGGCAAUGUGAGGAUGAAGGUAAGGCCUUUGACAAUGUCAUCAACAAUCGUGCUCCUGCAUGGCGUCUGUAGGAUCACUCGAGUAUAAGAGCAGGCAUCCUCAGGCUCUUCCACCUAUACUCCAGCCCCCAGUUAUUUCGCAAUCUUCAUCCUCCUCUCUCUUCAACAUGGGCAACAAAUACGUCCUUGUCACCGGUGUCUCUGGUUUUCUAGGUGGUCAUAUAGCCUAUCAACUUCUAGAGAGCGGAAGAUGUGUUCGAGCUACGUCACGUUCAGGAAAGGUUGCACAAGUUAGAGAGGCAUACGCUCAAUACGGUGACAAGUACGAUGUUAUCGUCGUUGACGAUUUCGUGAACGGAGACUUCUCCGACGCCUUGAAAGAUGUUGAGGCCGUUGUUCAUGCAGCGGCCCCCAUGCCCUCCGGUUCAAUUGAAUCUGCUGAACAGGCAUUGGACGUUGCUAUCAAUGGUAGUUUGAAUAUCUUCAGGCAGGCCGAGCAGGCUGGUGUAAAGAAUUUUGCGUACGUUAGUAGCAUCAUAGCUAUAAAUAUGACAGGGCCUCCACCCUGGUCCGACCAAUCUUGGAACCCGGUAAAGAAAGAGGACGCGAUGAAAGCCACUGAAUUAUUCGUCAUUUAUGCUGCCGAGAAGACUUUCGCUGAACGUGCUGUUUGGGAUUUCGCCGAUAAGCACCCUCAUGUGGAAAUGAUGACGGUCAAUCCCGGUUUCCUAUAUGGUCCCUUCUCACCAGGUUACCGUAACGAUAAUGCCAGCGAAAUUGGGCUCAGCACGAACUCCUAUAUUUACGGCCUCAUACAUUCUGACGGACAUAUCGCACCAAACCCUUCAUUCGCCGAUGUCCGUGACGUUGCGAAGGCCAUUGUCAUUGGGUUAGGUGCUCCUCCCACCGCGAAGGUCGGCCGAAAGCGUAUCUUGAUCACUGGCGAAUGGUUCAGUGCCAAGGAUGCGGUCGAGUAUAUUGCUAGGGUCCGUCCCGAGCUGAAAGAUCGUUUGUCGAAGGAGGCAUUGACCGCUGGUCCUGCACCUCCGACGCCGAUCGACAACAAAAGGGCGACGGAGGCGCUGGGCAUUACUGAGUUCACGUCCUGGAAGGAUUCCGUUAUUGCAGCUGUGGAUGAUCUUUUGAAGCUGGAGCGCGAUUGGAAGGCGAAGGGUCUCAACCUAACGUGAACCCAUUCUAGUACAUGUCAUGAGUGAUAAGGGUAGCAUGUAAAUUUACAUCUGUUCCAUAGAUAUCUUGAUACUUGAAGAACAAGAAGUUCCGUGCAUAAAGCCUCCAGAUCGCG